Messenger RNA from Pyricularia grisea, 3501 nucleotides. RefSeq lists its product as uncharacterized. The transcript is spliced from 6 exons. The record is from RefSeq and is a predicted model, not a curated record. Lineage: Eukaryota; Fungi; Ascomycota; Sordariomycetes; Magnaporthales; Pyriculariaceae. Bases 141 to 3245 code for a protein of 1034 amino acids.
CGACAAGCUUGACUACUUUGGCAGAAAUAAACGUAUGAAGAUGAAGAUAAAUACGACACAGUUUUUCAGCUUAAUCGAGUACCUACCUUCUGUUUUCCUCCAAACACUUUUUCGAUGGCCGUAUAUUGCCAACAAGAAAAAUGAAGAUGCAACUCGGAUUUCCUAUCAAGCUCUGGAAGCAUCACGCACCAAAAGACAUCGCCUUGCAAGAUCUGCCGGUCAGCAACAAUGACGAUGGAGAACGGCAUCUCGAAGACACUGGUCAACCACCACAGUUACCUCCGCAAGUCUGGGAAGCUGUGCCCGGGACUACAAGGCAUCCGGCUUUCCAGUUCUGUCGCAGAAAGUGCCUGAGGCUCAUUCGCUUGGUUUUGGCAACGGUGGCGAUACCAGUCAGCAAUGAUUACCUGUAUGGACUCGGACCUAUCAGGGAUGAAAAAGGAAACGAGACUUGGAGCCACAGAGAAUUUUUGUCAGCAAUCGCGAUCAUCUACUUCUGCCUGCUCCUUAUUUGGGACAUUCUCAGGAUGCUCCAUUAUAUUUACCCUCGAGCUCCUGGCUUCCAUCUUGAGUACUUCCUCAUCUCGGAGGCCAGCAUUACACUCGUUGCAAUCCUGUGCAUCAUUGCUAUUCCAAUUCUUGAUCGCAUCGCAAGAGGUUAUGGUUCCCUACCUUCGAUUGUGACCAUUACUGCCAUCGUGCUCGUCAGUGCGAUAAUCACAAUCAGUCGCGCUCGAUGCUACCCGCAGAAGCGGCGACAACGACUUGAGUUUCUUACUAAGAAGCCGACGCUUGCCUUUCAACCUGACGGCACACCUCUCGCUGUAUAUAAGAAUGACAGCGUCCAGGCAAGGACAUUGCCGGCCGUCUCUCUGCUCGAUGUAACCGACCUCAAGAACCGAUUCAAGCCCUUACUAGACUUCCUCCCAGAACACGGAUGGCGGCGCACUGGAAUUUACAACCUACUGCUUGCCUGUACAUGUGCCCUGGUCCUAUCCAUACUUCUUUUCUUCUCUGUAUCAUGGCAGGAGCAACACUCGAUCCUUGGCACUAGUCCGAUAUACCGCGGCCGAUGUAAACACACAUCGAGACUAAGCAUCAUUUUCCACCUGCUACUGAACAUCAUCUCGACAGGCAUCUUGGCCUCAUCCGACUUCUUCAUGCAGGUUGUUACCUCGCCAUCUCGACCUGAGAUCAACGCUGCUCAUGAAUACCUCCGAUCAGUCGACAUCGGGUUUCAGUCUCUGAGGAAUGUGCAAUGGCUCUCUGGUACCAAAAAGAUAUGCUGGCUUCUUCUCCUGCUGAGCUCAGUACCCAUCCACCUAUUCUUCAACAGCGCAAUCUACGAGACCAAAUACCAAAUUGCAUCUUUCAACCUAACGAUAGCUGCGGAAAGCUUUGUACAAAGGUCGGAUUACUGGCUCCCAGGAGCGAGUUUGUCGCCAUCUGGAUUCUCAUCUCCAGUUCAGACAAUGGUUGGAGGCUUUGGUCGAAGAUACCCCCUGGAGAUGUAUUGGACUGAGCUGCCAAAAUAUGUUUCUGAGACAGCUCGAGAUGGGGCGAGCUGGGAUAGGUUGGAUCUUGAGACAUGCAUGGCCGAAUACAGAACCAGUCAACUGCGGACUAAAUAUGGCAAUCUUGUCAUCAUUGUCAACACUGGCCUACCCGAAAGUAAAGGAUGGCGGCGCACCGAUGUUUACGGCUUCAACCAAAGCAGCAACCUGUCAGCCCAAUGGGACUCUCAUGUUCCUCCAUCGAAGAUCAAUUCCCUAUGGUCAUGGAAUGAGUGUCUUAUCUGGGAGAGAUGGCAUGAAGAUCGGAGAGUUACGGCCCAAAGCUGUGGCCGCAUUCUUGGGCUUGGGACAGAUGCUCCAGAUUGGAACAAUCUCCCAAAGGAUGUGAAAAUCAUAUCUUUCCAAGAUGACGGAUUGAACGGGACCACACAGUCAAGGGAGAUGGCAAUGGGGUAUGUACCCAGGUUAAGAACACUCCAAAUCAGCCACUGCCUGGCUGAGCCGAUAGAGAGCUGCCAGGUUCGACUAUCCAACAUCCUACUCCUAGUUGUCAUUAUAUGUGUGCUCUUAAAAGUUGUCACAAGCGCCGUGCUGGUGCGAAAACUAGAGAGUACGCCGUUGGUUACUCCUGGUGAUGCCAUCGAAUCCUUCAUAUCUACGCCCGACCACGUCACACGAGGUUUAGGCACAUUGUCCUUCGACGAUGUCCAAGCUCUUGACUACUCUGAGAGGCAGCAACACGAAAAAUUGGAGCAGGUCGUGACCUUUGCGCGACCGGCGCGUCGCUGGCAGGCUGGUCCAACGAGGUUGGGGUCCGUUGUCUCAAAAGCAUUGUGGGUUCAAAUCUAUUACCCUGCGUUUUUUGCAUUGACCGGCGUUUUUGCAGCCGUGAUAAUCGCCAAUUGGAAUUCGCCGCCUACCGAAUUCGGUCCCUCCACGAACAGCAACAAUGUCCUUUUAGCCUUUGGAGUUGAGCUUACUUAUCUGCAAGUCUUGUUGAUUAUCAACAUUCCUCAGAUCAUAUUUUCCUUCUGCUAUCUUGCUAUCAACACGCUCUUCACGCAACUGCAAGUUGAGCAAGAGUGGAACUCGUAUGCGGAGUCCUACAAGCCUCUUAGAGUUUCAUAUCCAACAGGGGAGCAGAUCUCCACCUACAGACUUCAACUGCCUUACAGGUACAGCGUGCCGCUUCUGACAGCAAGUAUAUUGAUGCAUUGGCUUAUCUCGAACUGCCUCUAUGUAAUGAUUCUGGAGGGGGAUCAUGGGUUCAAUCAUAGAUCCCUCAAGGGGCUCCAACCGUAUCUGGGUGUCUCCAAAGACGCCGCUGUCGCAAUCGGAUUCUCCAGCCAAUCUAUCACCAUCACCUUCAUCUGUAGCUGCAUAAUUGCUCUUUCUCCCCUUCUUUUCCGACAGCGGAGGCUCAAGGGCCAAAUGGUGCUAGGAGGAACCAACUCGAUGGUAAUUUCCGCAGCAUGCCACGUGCCGGUUCCGUCGCAGCUUUCAGCCCCGGACUCAGAUACCGCAAUUUUGCGAGAACAAAGUGCUGCGGAGUACCUGAAAAAGGUGACUCAGGGCAAAGUUCGUUGGGGUGCGAUGCCGCUAACUCCAAGCCUCGCCCAGGAGGUGGAGGGAAUGCAGCUGGCGGAAGGUGAAGAACCCAUUAUGCAUCUCGGGUUUGCAGGUCAGGACCAUAUGGUCGUGGAGCCGAAAAAUGGAAACCUCUACAUCUAAGUUUCCGUCUGUGGAUGGCGAGAAUCUAGUCUUUUACAUCAUAUCAGCCGGUUCGUGAUAGAGUCGGCAAGGAAGAGAAGAGGAGUUCAACCGUUGUAUAGGAAGAGCAACGGGCUUCCGAUAAUGUGCACUUAGCCUGGUUCCACAAUAAUAUACCCCAUUUGAAAUCGACAGCGGCCAAUCACUGACUGGCCAAGCGAAAGUUGCAGUUUUGGGAUCUUGUGUCACCCUCAAUUGUACCCAGACCUGAAUUGAG